CUGCGCGCGCAGCAGCUCAAGGAGCGAAUGGCUCAGCAGUUCCAACGCGCAGCUGCAAAGGAAGCAGCAGCAGACAAAGCCACUGGGCUGGGCGGCGAGUGGGAGCGGUUCGGAUUUGAUUCUGCCGCCCCGCUGGAGGAGGAGAGGGAUGCAGAUGCUGACGUGGAUGAUGCAGAUCCGACGGCUGGGAUGGGCAGUGCUGGUGCGCUGGGAGGUGCAGACGAUCUUGCUCAUCUGGAUCAAAUAAAAUCCUCCUUCGUCUUCUCCUCCUUCUCAGUACGUGCUACCUGCUCUUCCCAACGAGAAGCACACGAAAAUGCUAUCUUCGGAGCUGCGACUACUGCAGCCAGUGAGAAGCUGCCACGUGGACAGUCCAGCAAGGCGUCAGAUCCCAGCAGAAAUGACGGUCAGCAUGCUGACAAUGCUCGCCGGUCAAGUGACCAGGGAUGGGAGGAGAGAGCGCGGGAGAGAGGGGAGGAGAGGAGGAGCGAGAAUCGAAGGGAGGGGAGGCAAGACACAGAGAGGGAUGAGAGGAGGGAUGAGAGGUGGGAUGAGAGGAGGGAUGAGAGGAGGGAUGAGAGGAGGGAUGACAGACGUGGCGAAGGAAGAGGAAAUGUUGAGGAGUGGUUGCGAGAGGGGACAAGAGACAGGAGGGAGGGGAGAGAUGGGGGAAAGGGAAGGGAGGGGAGGGAGGGAGGUCGAGGUAGUGAUGAGAGGAAGGAGAAGGAGAAGCGAGGGCAAGGUGGGGAGCAAGCAGAGCAGCAAACAAGAGCAGCAAGCUCGGGUGGUGUGUCUGCAACAGCAGCAGUGGGAACCAAGUUUUCCCUGUCUGGAAGGAAGGGCGGAAGCAGCAGUAGUGCUGCUGGCGCCGCUGCCCCUGAUGCGUUCACUGCAGCGGUGGCGGCAGCACUGGGAGUGGAGGAAGAGGAUGACGAGGAGAGUGUGCCGGUCAUUGUGGGGCUGGUGGUUGACACACGCCCUGCUGGUGAAGGCACACGCAAUGCUGCUUCUGACACACUCCAGCCACACGCGCAAGCAGUGCAGGAUGAGGUUGCUGGUGUGCCAGCUGGCAUGUCGCCAUUGGUGGAGGGGGGGUUGGCUGAUGAGGUGGCAGGAGCAGGAGAGAUGACGGGCGGGGCGGCUUCGGCAUGCAAUGGGCAGCAGCAGGUGUGUUGA
Molecule: messenger RNA, 1176 nt
Organism: Closterium sp. Naga37s-1
Lineage: Eukaryota; Viridiplantae; Streptophyta; Zygnematophyceae; Desmidiales; Closteriaceae
Source: the annotation of a GenBank genome assembly